AUGAGUGACAGCAGGGACAGUGAAUCAUCGUCCACUCCACCUGAAAAAGUACCUAAAAAGGGAGGAUGGACUGCAAAGAAAAAAGGUGAGACACGUUUUGAACAUCAUGCACAAAAAUUUCGGGAUGAGUGGUUAAAACAUCCGAUGUUUAGAGACUGGUUAGAGCCAGACCCAAAAGAUUCAAAGAAAGCGAAGUGUGCAUUCUGUCCAGCAAGUUCCUUGGUUGCUGAAAUAACAAAUCUGAAAUCUCAUGCCAAAUCGAAAAAACAUUUGAAAAACAAACCUGAAUUCCAAAGUGAAAAAGUUGUUAUUCACAAGCUGCACGAUAAAAUUCGAGAUCUAUACCAAGAAAUUCUUCUGCGUUUCUUGAAACGAGAGUACGUCAUGCAGCCGAAUAUAACUCAAGUAGACCCUAAAAAUGAGCAAUUCAUGUUAAAUGAAACUGCAAUGUAUCUCGGCAUUAAAGUUUAUGAAAUGCUAAAACACCCUGACGUAGUUAGGCAACCCCUGAAGAAAACAAUGUUCUUCAUAAACUGCAGAAAUUUCCUCAGGACUGGUGCGUUGAAAAUAAAAAACGUUACGACAUGGAAGAUCCCGUUCUUUCCAAAACUCCAAGCUCUCGGACCAGCAUCAGCUCUCUCCAACGAUUUCAGAGUACACGUCCCAACAUUGAUGCCUCUGAUUGAAGUCGUGCCAUGUAUAAUUGCAUCGUUUGAUGACACUAAAAAACAACAAAUAGAUGAUCAGUGGAGAAGAUUACCGAUUGCAAAAGCCCGCCAUCCUACAGAGCUUAAAAAUACCACAGAGCCUGAUGAGUUUGAAAUUGGCCAGUUUUGCCCUCGCAGUCUUGGCUUUGCCUCAUGCAAAUACAGACUGUGA
Molecule: messenger RNA, 879 nt
Organism: Parnassius apollo (apollo)
Lineage: Eukaryota; Metazoa; Arthropoda; Insecta; Lepidoptera; Papilionidae
Source: the annotation of a GenBank genome assembly